This is a messenger RNA of Sesamum indicum (sesame), 2813 nucleotides long. It is a transcript of the gene ATZW10, whose product is annotated as centromere/kinetochore protein, putative (ZW10). The record is from RefSeq and is a predicted model, not a curated record. Lineage: Eukaryota; Viridiplantae; Streptophyta; Magnoliopsida; Lamiales; Pedaliaceae. Gene Ontology annotation, cellular component: RZZ complex; chromosome, centromeric region; nucleus. Gene Ontology annotation, biological process: mitotic spindle assembly checkpoint signaling; endoplasmic reticulum to Golgi vesicle-mediated transport; mitotic cell cycle.
AAAUGCAAAUUUCCCAAAUCUCCAAACGUCUUAUUAUCCGCUGGAGACUUGCCCCACAGAUGAUACAGUGGGACUCUCCAGAUGGACGUUCUAUUCAACAGCAUCAACGUCCGAGAUCUUCUCUCGUCGCUGGAAUCUCCCUCCUCCCCACUAUCGGCGCCGGAUCUCCGCCUCCUCAUCUCUCGCCUCGACGCCCACUCCCUCCGAAUCAAAUCCACUGUUCAAUCUUACCUCCUGUCCCACCACGACGAUUUCUCCUCCCUCUUUUCCCAGUGCUCCGACGUCGUUUCCAAGUCCGAACGCCUCUCCGAUGACGUUGUUGCGCUACUCAAUCUUAUAUCCGAUCAGCCGAUCGAGUCGGAUGUCGGGAGGAUUUUUCGAGAAAUUGUGGAGAAGAGACGGGAGUCUAGGGAGAAGCGGGAGAUUUUGGAGUUUGUUGAGGUGGUUUUGGAGUUAGAUAGAAAGUUGGGGGGUGUUAGCAAUAAUGUGAAAAAUGGGAAAGUGGUUGAGGCUGCGGAGGGGUUAAAGGAGUUGAAGAUAGCGCUUGGAGUGAAAGGCAAUGGUGAUGCUGAAGCGGCGGAAGGUGAGCCCAUGGUGUAUGGGAUUCUCAAAAAGCAUUGGACUGAUUGCUUUGAGGAGAUUCAAGAGCUGCUUUGGAGGUUUAUGGAGAAUGCAGUGUGGUUUGAGCCGGAAGGUAAUGAGGUUCAUAUAAAGUAUCAGACAAAUGUGAAUGGAAUUGAUGGGCUAGAGCUUCAAACUGUUUUGAAAGCAUUAGAUGUUGCUAACAUCCUUGAUUACGGACUUGCAAGAAUUGCAGAUUUGAUUACUAAAUAUGUUUUUAGUCCAGUGGUGAGUUGUAGGGCAAUUCCUUCAUUUACAGAAGAAACCAAUCAGGACUUGGGGCAUGCAUCAGAGGCAGUUCUUAAAAUAGUUCCAUCUGUUGAUCCUGAGGGCAACAAGGUGGAUGGUGAAGUUAUGUACUCUAACAUUGUUCAGAUUGUUGAAUUCAUCUACAAAUUCUUAUUUUUUCACAAUGCUUCUUGGACGCGCUGUUUUGGAAGAUUGACUUGGCCAAGGAUGUCAGAUAUGAUAAUCGCGAAUUUCCUUUCCAAGGUUGUACCGGAUGAUGCUUCCAAGCUGGCCGAGUUUCAAGCGAUCAGGAAACUCACCAUAGAUUUUGAGACAGCUUUGAAGCAACUUAUGUUCAUAUCUCAAUCUGAUAUAAAAGACGAGAAGCUGAGCAAAUUUGCUGACAAUGUUGAGGUGCACUUUGCAGCAAGAAAGAAAGUUCAGAUUUUAGCUAAGGCCAGAAAUAUGCUUCUACAAUCUAAUUUCAGCCUUCCUCAAGUGAGUAGACAACUGAAAUCUUUUUAUUGUUUCGUUCUGUUUGCGCCACUCAGCCAACAUAUAUUAUGGCAGAACAAUAUUACGAGAAUUUCUGCGGUAAAUAAGGAAGAACUUGCUGAAGAGGUUUCCAAUCGUGUUGUUUUGCUCUUCUCAUCCGAGAAAUGUGUGGUAUCUGAAGCAGCUAAGCAGUUAAUGGAGCUUGUACAUCAAACCCUUAAGGAUGUCUGCGUGUUACCUCCAAAAGUGGGGUUGGAAUUCUAUCACACUGCUAGAAAUGUUCUACUUCUUUAUGAAGCUAUCAUACCGGUGAAGCUUCAAAGGCAGCUGGAUUCCAUAAAUCAGGCUGCUGUUCUUAUUCACAAUGACUGUCUUUACCUAUCUCAGGAGGUUCUUGGGCUUGCAUUUGAGUAUCGCCCAUACUUCCCUAGUUCCGUGAAAGAAAUUGCUGUAUUUAUUGAUUUGGCUCCAAGAUUUCAGCUCAUGGCUGAAGAAGUUUUGCAGCAACAAAUUCAGCUUGUUCUUUAUAAUUUGAAACAGGCUAUUGAUGGAGCCAAUGGAUUUCAGAAUACCCACCAGAUUAAACAAUUUGAGUCUUCCAAGUUUUGUAUUGACCAGGUUGCUUUCAUAAUUGAGAAAGUACAUAUCAUCUGGGAGCCUCUGUUGCUUCCUUCAGUCUAUGAGAAGAGUAUGGCAAUGAUUCUAGAGGCUGUCUUUUCGAGAAUUACGAAAGAAAUACUUCUUUUAGAUGAUAUGGCUGCAGAAGAAACAUUGCAGCUUCAAAGAUUGAUCCAUCUACUGUUUGAGCAUCUGUCAUCUUUACUGGAGCCUCUAUUGGCUGUUAGAAUGACAAAGUCACAAGAGUCUCAAAAGGAAAGGGAUGAUUUUAUACUGUCCAUUUGGAAGUUGAGAAAAUUGGCAGAACUUUUGGACAUGCCUUUGAAAUCGAUUACUGCUUCCUGGGAGAGUGGUGAACUUGCUGAAUGCAAUUUUACGUCAUCAGAGGUGGAAGAUUUUAUUAGAGCCAUCUUUACAGAUUCACCUUUGAGAAAAGAAUGCUUAUUUAGAAUAGAAAACACGAACUUCAGAUGAAAGGAAAUAAAAACAAAAGGGAAAGGAUUGUGGUUUAGAAGAUUGGAGAGGUCUGUUGACCACAUUGUGCAUAGGAACUGCGACAUAGCAGAGGCUUAUUCAGCAUUUCGUUUGGUGGGUACAAACUUAUACUGUUACUCCCUCGUUUUUUUCCUUUUUGACUUUAAUACAAAGUAGGUGGUUUAGUAAAUGAUUGAUAGAUUAUAUUUUUGAGCAUGUUAGUUGCAGAUAGUAUAGAUUAUGCCUUCUUUUGUAGAGUGUCUCCUUAAGGAACAAUAGAUUGAAGUAUAUACAGCAUUGGAAAAAUGUUCUGGUAAAAGAGGCCUGAAUCUGUUGCCAGACUCUAUUUACUUGCUUAGUGAGCUGACUCAUCCAUC